This is a messenger RNA of Pedinophyceae sp. YPF-701, 450 nucleotides long. Lineage: Eukaryota; Viridiplantae; Chlorophyta; Pedinophyceae. The record is from the annotation of a GenBank genome assembly.
AUGGCCACCCCGGCCGACCUGAUGAAGCUGGAGCCGCAGCAGCUCGAGUCGAUAGCGGAGACCCUCGAGAAGGACAUUGAGCGCUUCGGGGAGUUCUUCGCGCAGCUCUCCGGCGCCGCGGGCACCUUUGCGAGCUCCCAGCAGGCUGUUCUGGCGCUGAAGGACGAGAAGCCUGGGAAGCCAAUGCUGGUGCCCGUCACCUCGUCUAUGUACGUCAGGGGCACUCUCGCGGACACGUCGAAUGUCCUCGUCGACAUCGGAACUGGGUACUUCGCGGAGAAGGACGUGAACGCCGCGGCGGACUUCUGCGCGCGGAAGGUGAAGAUGCUGCGCGGGGAGGCUGAGAAGGUGCAGGCGGUGGUGCAGGCGAAGCAGCAGCAGCACAUGCAGAUCUCGCAGAUCGCGCAGAUGAAGCAGCAGCAGGCCGCCAAGGCCGCGGGCAGCUCCUAG